Molecule: messenger RNA, 2318 nt
Organism: Ctenopharyngodon idella (grass carp)
Lineage: Eukaryota; Metazoa; Chordata; Actinopteri; Cypriniformes; Xenocyprididae
Exons: 3
Coding region: 131-1312 (393 amino acids)
Biological process (GO): regulation of transcription by RNA polymerase II
Molecular function (GO): DNA-binding transcription factor activity, RNA polymerase II-specific; RNA polymerase II cis-regulatory region sequence-specific DNA binding
Source: RefSeq, a predicted model, not a curated record
CGAAGGGAAUGAUUUAGGUUGGCCAGCUACUAAACGUUCGCCACUUCAGGGUUAUCCGGUGAGCGAUGCGCUUCGUCUCCUCUUAGGAUAUUAGACUAUUGUGGAAAAGUUAUUUUAAACGAAAAACGAAAUGGAGGUAAACGGUGGACCUGCAAACCCCGCAGUGAUUGCUGAGGUAUCGUUCUCGUUUCAAGAUGAACUGACUGCGACCCUUCAAAACGCGCUCGGUGUUGCAGUAGAGAUCGCCGUUGCGGAGAUCACCAGACUGCUUGACAGAGCGCUCAGAGACGUGCAUGGCAAGAUUCAAGAGGCUUUGCGGGACAACAGUGCGCUCAAGUUUAGGCUGCAAACAGCUGAAACGCAACUUUCUACUGUGUGUGGUCGCCUGGAUCAACAGCCACAGAGACUCGAAGAUUUUCCCAUCGGUAGUAGCAAUCAGUUGGUGACAAACCCUCCCAUCAGCUGCAGCAGGGUUCAGCGUGGGGGUCGGCAGUUAAAUAACGUCGGACAACAAACCGAGCCCACUGUGAACUCGGAACAUGACUAUGAGGUAUGUGGAUCCAAGGAAACUAAUAUAUUCCAGCGAGGAUCAAUCUGUGGGAACCCAAAUGGAGGCGCGUGCGCUCAGACUUUAAACUCGGAUUCAUUUGAGGAAUCAACCCACUAUAGAUUAGAUGAGACAAAUGACAUCAAGAAUGAUCAACACAAUAUGACCAAAACUGACCAGACAUGUGCUGGGACAGUUACAAAUGAGGGAUCAUCCCUUGAUGUGGCUGUAAAGGUGAAGAAAGAAGAGAGUUAUGAUGACGCAAUCCCAGUGUCCCUCUCUGUAGUGGAGGAACCCAACUCAGACAGCCUUUCUCUGGCUCAAUCUCGACUAUUGGAAGACUGGAGACCUGAGCCAUUGCACUCAGAGAGCUGCCAAUCAAACAUGCACUGCCAGUCCACCAACCAACCCCUAGACCUAGAUUUCCUGUCGUCCUCAAGCUCAGGUCAACAAACCCACUUCCCAAAGGUCCACAACAACCAUUAUAAGAGUCCCGGGCACCAUGCGUUUCCCCCCGACCGGAGCCCUUAUCAUUGUAGCCUAUGCGGACGAGACUUCAACCGUAAGCACCAUCUCAAGAUCCAUCAGAGGAUUCAUACAGGAGAGAGGCCAUACACUUGCUCUAUCUGUAGCGCACGCUUUCGUCACGCAUUGACACUGAAGCGACACUUCCGCCUUCAUACGGGAGAGAAACCUUAUGUUUGCGGUCAGUGUGGAAAAAAGUUUCGAAAUGAUGGUGGAUUGAAGGUUCAUCAGUGUUCAUGACAACAGUUGUAUAAAUGCACUAUUUAUGGUAGUCUUGUGUUGGAGGAAAAAUCCAAUAUAGGGUCACUCCAAAAGCCAAAAGGUUAUUAAAGGGAUAGUUCUCCUAAAAAUGAAAAUUCUGUCAACAUUUGGUCAACCAUGUUCGGGUGACUUUGGUUAAUUUUCAAAACUAGAGAUGCACCGAUUUUGUCGGCCGGUUUUUGAUCAAAUACUUGCUAAAACAAAAUAAAAUCUGUACAAAAUACAGCAGGGCUUGACAAUAAGGACUGCCUGGGGCCAGCGUGAACAACGCUUGGGACAAUUGACGAAACUGUCACUAUCCCGAUCAGGCCAGUGCUGCAUCUUCACAAAAGUUUAUCCUUUGCACGUGUUUGUAAACCUUGCGAAUUUAAACAUUCAAGCGCAAGAAGAUGCGAAGGAGACCUCAAUUCUGCUCACUGUGUGAAAAGUUUUGUAUGCGCACACAUCCAAAGCGCACGCCUGGAAACUGUUUUAGGCAGCGUGCAAACUGUUUUGAGUUCUCUUUCACUUCUAAUUCACACAAAAUUUUUAUCAAAAUGCCUGUCUCAGUGAGUAUCCUUGUGAACAUAUUCAGUUAUGUCUUAUUUGAACGUAAAGAGAGAAAUAAAAAUUGUGUGCCAGUAUAUUGAAUCCGUGCAUCUCUUAAAGUGACAGAAGCCUAAUAUUCCUGCUGUUUUAAUGUUAAUCAAACAACAAAAGACAAAAAGUUGCUCACUUCUCUUGACUAAAUAACUUUUGUAACUUUAAUAAGGAUUAAUGUAUAUUUCACUCAUACAAUGAAAAAUAUAUUUUACGUUUGAUUACUUGAUUUCUGUACCUGAAAACUAAUGUUGGACCUACCUAAAAAGCACAGUUUAUUUCAUAUGCAUCUUUGUUCUAUUGUAUUUAUGUAUUUAUGUUGGCUUGUUGAAUGUUAAAUGGAUCCAAUCCAUGUUCAAUAGAAAUUAUUUUAUGAUGAAGCAAUAAACUAACUAGUAUACCUUGA